Molecule: messenger RNA, 2619 nt
Organism: Plasmodium relictum
Lineage: Eukaryota; Apicomplexa; Aconoidasida; Haemosporida; Plasmodiidae
Gene: PPKL
Product: protein phosphatase containing kelch-like domains, putative
Exons: 2
Coding region: 1-2619 (872 amino acids)
Biological process (GO): brassinosteroid mediated signaling pathway
Molecular function (GO): protein binding; phosphoprotein phosphatase activity
Source: RefSeq, a predicted model, not a curated record
AUGAAUAAUGGAAUAUUUAAAGAAACAAACGUUUGCAGAAAAGAAAAACAAAAAGGUGAUAUUCCAGCCCCACGUUUUGGGCACACAGCUACAUAUUUAGGGAAUAAUAAAGUCGCAAUAUUUGGUGGAGCUGUAGGAGAUGCAGGAAAAUAUAAUAUAACAGAUGAUAUAUAUAUAUACGAUUUAAUACAAAAUAAAUGGAAAAAGUUAUUAACAGAAAAUACACCAACAGCUAGAGCUGCACAUGCAGCAGCUUGUGUAGAUGAACAGCAAUUAGUUAUUUAUGGAGGAGCAACGGGUGGUGGGUCUUUAUCCUUAGACGACUUAUAUAUAUUGGAUUUAAGAAGAGAACCAAGAUAUUCUUGGAUGAUUGUUCCUACAAAAGGUGUAACCCCAGGUAGAAGAUAUGGUCACGUAAUGGUUUACAGCAAACCUAAUUUAAUAGUUUUUGGAGGAAAUGAUGGACAACACACAUUAAAUGAUGUAUGGUUCAUGCAUGUAGAAAUGCCCCCUUUUGAAUGGGUUAAUGUUGUAAUACCAAAUAACUGCAAAAUACCACCACAAAGAGUUUAUCAUUCAGCUGAUAUGUGUAGAGAGGGGCCAGCUACAGGUAUGAUUGUCAUAUUUGGUGGGAGAAGCUCAGAAAAUAAAUCAUUAGAUGACACUUGGGGAUUAAGACAACAUAGAGACGGAAGAUGGGAUUGGGUUGAAGCUCCUAUUAAAAAAGGCUCUCCUCCUGAAGCACGUUAUCAACAUUCUUCUGUUUUUAUUGGAUCGAAAAUGUUUAUAUUGGGUGGCAGAAAUGAUAAUGGAUGUGCCACUCCUUUGCCAACUGCUCUUUAUAAUACUGAAACUAUUGAAUGGGUUACUCUACCUCCUAUUUCUAAAUUUAGACAUAUAUCUUGGGUGUACAAAUUUACAAUUUACACUUUUGGGGGAUUUAGUCAUCAAACUCAACAAUAUCCAACGAAUGAAUUAGAAUGUCUUGAAUGCUACAACCUUUUAACUUCAUUAAAUAGCUUAGAUAAUGAAAAAAAAAAAUGCAUGAAGCAGUCAUCUUUAAAACAAAAACAGUUAACGAAUGAAAAUAUAAAACUUCAAGGUAAUGAUCUUCGAAAUAUGAAUUCCUAUAAUUUAAAUAGUCAAGAUAUUAUAAAUACUCAAUCACAGAGUUUAUCAAAUAAUCAAUAUGUAACAUCAAAACAAAUAUAUGACCUGAAAAAUAAUUCUAAUAUAGUUAGUUCUUUACCAAAUAUGCAAAAUACUCCUUAUAGAAAUAUGUGUGAUUCUCCUGCAUCUUCUUUAUUUAGAUUAUCCAAUAGGCCUAUGUCCAAUAAGAUUAGAUUAGCAGCACAUGCACAUGCAGUUCAAGAGACUGGAAAUGAUUUUGCAUUACUAGUUAGAAAAAUUUCUAUUGAUAAAUUAGAAGAAGAAGGAAGAAAAAUUAAUAAUGGAGUUCUAUGCACCCCGGUUAAUUAUAUUAGUGAGUUCAAAAAUACUGUUUAUGACAAAAUUAUUACCACGUUACUAAAUCCUAAUAUAACUCAAUUUGAAAUACAAUAUAAUCAUAAUUCGGAUGCUAUUUUUAUAAUUCCUUGGGCUGAUAUUUCUAUUUUAUGCUCUAUUGUUAUAGAUAUUUUCAAGCAAGAAGAUAUGGUGUUAAAGUUAAGGGCACCAAUAAAAAUUUAUGGUGAUAUACAUGGACAGUAUUAUGAUUUGAUGCGAUUAUUUCAAUUAUAUAAAUGCCCUGUGGAGGAAGAUUUAGGAGAAAAGUUAAAUGCAAUAGGAGAUAUUGAUUCCAAUGAUUAUUUGUUUUUGGGAGAUUAUGUAGAUAGAGGUUCCAAUAGUUUAGAAGUUAUUUGCUUGCUUUUUGCGUUAAAAUGUAAAUAUCCAAAGCAAAUUCAUUUAAUACGAGGAAAUCAUGAAGAUAUGGCAAUUAACAGUUUAUAUGGAUUUCAAGAAGAAUGCAAAAGGAGGUUAAAGGAGGAUAUAAUGGAUAAAGCAUCAUGCUGGGCACAGAUAAAUCAAGUUUUUGAGUGGCUUCCUAUAGGUGCUAUAGUAGAAGAAAAAAUAUUAUGUAUCCAUGGUGGAAUUGGAAAAUCAAUACAUAAAAUUUCAGAUAUAUCACAAUUGAGAAGGCCUUUAAUAGUAUCCCAAGUUCCACAAAAUUUAAAUGAGCAAAAAGUUACUGAUCUAUUAUGGUCAGAUCCAACUGAUAAUGAUUCUGUAUUAGGAACUAUUCCUAAUGAUAUAAGAGAUCCUGACGGUACAGGUCAUAUUGUUAAAUUUGGUCCAGAUCGUGUUCAUAAAUUUUUAGAGGAUAAUGAUCUUCAGUUAAUUAUACGGGCACAUGAAUGUGUAAUGGAUGGAUUCGAAAGAUUUGCAGGAGGAAAAUUAAUAACAUUAUUUUCAGCAACUAAUUAUUGCAAUUCACAUAAAAAUGCAGGGGCGUUAUUAUUCAUUAGAAGAGAUCUUACAGUAAUACCAAAACUCAUUUAUCCAGCAAAGGAUGAAAUUCGAUUUUUUAAUACAUGGGAUACAAAAAUGACUGAAUUGAGGCCACCAACACCACCAAGAAAUCAACCCAAAAUGAGGGAAUUAAAUUAUGGUGCCCCAUAA